Molecule: messenger RNA, 1901 nt
Organism: Sphaerodactylus townsendi
Lineage: Eukaryota; Metazoa; Chordata; Lepidosauria; Squamata; Sphaerodactylidae
Gene: ELOF1
Product: elongation factor 1
Exons: 4
Coding region: 276-527 (83 amino acids)
Biological process (GO): transcription elongation by RNA polymerase II
Cellular component (GO): transcription elongation factor complex
Molecular function (GO): RNA polymerase II complex binding
Source: RefSeq, a predicted model, not a curated record
CCCCUGUGCCGGAAGUGCUGGUCUCUGUGGGCAACGAGGCCUGGGUAGGUGUCGGGGCCCGGCGCGGUCUCUCUGGCCCCGCGUCCCCGGCCGAGGAGGGCCCAGGCGACCGCUCCUACCCCCUCAAAGCCCCCGUCGUCCUCCGGGCCCGAGAACGGUCCCCGCCUGCCUCGCUUCGCCUCAGGGAGGGCGGUUGGCCCGGGCUGCUCCUCCGCGGUGGCGGGAGAAAGCCAAGACCCAGCUGCAGUUCCGGGGCUGCCAACCUCCAGGCAAGGAUGGGUCGCCGGAAGUCAAAGAGAAAGCCUCCACCCAAGAAAAAGAUGACUGGCAUGCUAGAGACCCAGUUUACUUGCCCCUUCUGUAACCACGAAAAAUCCUGUGAUGUUAAAAUGGACAGAGCUCGGAAUACAGGCGUGAUAUCCUGUACAGUGUGCCUGGAAGAAUUUCAGACCCCCAUCACAUAUCUCUCGGAGCCGGUGGAUGUUUACAGCGAUUGGAUAGAUGCCUGCGAGGCUGCCAAUCAGUAGUAGGAACUGGAGAAGAUGUGCCAGGAGCGAGCAGAAUUUUUGGAUUUGGAAAGUGGGAGGGAGGCAGAAUAUGACUUAAUACGUUGAGGAUCCAGCUUGAGUGGUCUGGAGAUGUAAUUCCAUAGAGGAAUCUGGUUCAAGAAUUUCCCUGAAGUUUAGGAACUAAAGACAGCAUGUAUGAUCCUCUAGGGAAGAGAGGCACUUCCCAUAGCAUCCCAUAUAGGAUUAAGAAGACUUCCGUGUGCCGAGAUACAGCUGCGUUAAUCUCAGUGGAACGUGUUCAUCUGGGGCUUCUGCUUCCCAGCACUAGCGUACAAAGCGUCACACCCUUCUUUUGAUGCGGCAACACUUGAAGAACAAGAAUAAAUACAAUAAACACAAGGGAGAGUCCUCUCCUCCUAAGUAUAGUUUUUAUAGCUUUUUUCCUUACAAUUUCUUUUUCAGAGGAGGUGUCAUGCUUAGAUAUUACUGUGGAGAGGGGUUGGCGAACGAUCUGGCGGGGUGGCAGCUGGAUCUCGGUGUGUUCCUGGUGCUGCCACUUCUGUUCUCUGGUAUAAAUUUGUCCUCAGAGCUCUUUGAUGGAGUGUCCUAGGUAAGCUGAAACUUCUCUUUCGCAGGCCAGACUGGGAAGGCAUAUGCCAUUGCAUUCAAUUACGGGUCCACUUACGUUAUCCCAGAAACAUUUUCCACAGUAACGUUUUCCACAGCUCCACUUUAGAUGUCAUUGUUUUAAAUUGGGGGGUGGGAAACUGUUUUAUUUCAAAAUAUUACUUUAAAAGUCCGAUUUGGUUAUCACUGAUAACUCUAAAGCUAGGUCCUUUAUGUUGCUGGUUUUGGGGGCAUGCGAAUGGUUUGUUACAUGACAAUAAAACCCCUUUAUGCCAGAACAUGAAGUUGUCAUAACCCCGAGAAGUUUUGUCAUACAAACAAUUAGGAGACGCUAGCAUAAGGUAGACGGGUGGUUUUUAACAGCAUGUCGUCAAAUGCCCUCUGGAUACUUGCAUUUUUUUUUUACCUUUCUCGACAAACUUGCCACUGUCUGUGUAAGAACAAUUUACCUGCUUGGGACUUGGAGAGUAAGGGGAGCCGCGGCUGCCUCUCUUUCUUCGUAGACGUUUUGUGUGAGUUUCUGCUGCUGAGCCUGGCAGUCAGAGACGCGGAGAAAUUUUGAACUGGUCUCCUGACCUUGGAGUUUCUUUAUUGCUGCCAUUCCUGUUGGCUCAGGGGGCAUUUGAGGCUCUCCUUGGGCAGAAAUCCCAGCCCCCGAUGUCCAUUCCCAAAUGGCCAUGCCGCCUCAUCAAGCUCCUUGUCUUUAGGGAUCUUGAAUUCCAUAAACAUCGUUGGUGGUGUAAAUAAAUGACAAUUGAAGCAGAA